Penicillium odoratum is the source of this 4923-nucleotide messenger RNA. RefSeq lists its product as uncharacterized. The record is from RefSeq and is a predicted model, not a curated record. Bases 1 to 4923 code for a protein of 1640 amino acids. Lineage: Eukaryota; Fungi; Ascomycota; Eurotiomycetes; Eurotiales; Aspergillaceae. The transcript is spliced from 3 exons.
AUGGAGAUUCCCGUUGAUUUACAGCCUCAGGCGUUGCUCGUCCAUCCAACCGCGCUCGCAGAACAUCUACAAACUAUCCUCGCGAAGGACCCUUCGCGCGAAAAUCUCAACUCCAUCAAUUCACACAUCCUUCAUCAGACGCACAUCGGGGCGAUUCCGUCUUUCGUCUACCUUGUUUGGCUAUUUAUUGCCUAUCGACAUUUGCCUCAUCUUGUUUCGCUUGCACUGCGAGAUCAGAUAUCUGCAGGAGUGCGAAAAGCUGGUAUCAAAGUUGUCCGGCACAUUUUCCAAAACCCCUUGCGGCGAGUGUAUGGAUGGGAUCAGCUUGGAGGUGUCCAGGGGAUCAAGGCCAUCCUCGAUGGACUUUCACUGGCCGAAGUACGGUUUUUCGUAAAAGCCAUUUCGAAGGGUUCUCAAAACUCGGAUAAGAACGUUCCAGCCACAAAUUUCGAUGAGCUCGCCAAUCUUAUCCAAGAAUCUGACAACUGGACCUCGAGAUCACUGCGACGGCAUUUGGCCCCCUUAUUUGCGCGCUGCAGUUCGACGAAAGUGACUGAGCUUUUGAGAUCUGGCAUACUUAUCUCCCAUAAAUUUGGCCGCUAUGUGAAUCGUUCGCAGCAGCAUAUGGACCUCUUACGACAGAUGGCGAUUGGCAAGGUCGAGACGCCCCUGCAUGUACACCGCUAUAUCUUGGAGAUAUGGGGAGAAAUGUUGGUGCAAUCGAAAAAGCCUUAUGUGCCGAUUCAUGCUACCAAAUACGAUGCCAACAUUUCUUCUGGUUUGAAAUUUGGCAUGGAUUUGCUGUCUAAUUUCAAAGCUAGCAAGUCUGACCCAUGGUCAAGCAACACGUUAAUUCGCCAAUGGACUCAGCGGAUCAUCAAAUUGGCAAUCAGUCAAAGACUGCCAUUUGAUUCAUUGUUACUAAUAAUAGUCUCCAGCUUGGAAAUGUGGCGAGAUGGAGACUCCUCUUUGUGGCCGCUACAGUAUCUACCACAAGAGUUUAUUCGGUUCUGGUCAAUGGCAAGAUUCGGUAAACUUGGACCUGACGGACCAUUUGGUACAACCAUGAAAGAAGCCGAAAAAUUAUUUUCUUCGCGACUCGAGCCUGCGAAUCAGGCCGCACUAGAGCUGUGUUUAGUAGAGCAGGUGUUGCAUGAUAAUAACCAGCGCCCUUCGGCGUUGCCAUUCUCAUCAUCCUAUACUGCGCGGUUAGAUGGACUGCUCUCAAAUAAGCUCCUAUCAUAUGUGCACAUUGAUGGACGAUUCGAAUUUCUUCAACUUCUGUGCAAACAUUCCCCCUAUCUGAAUUUCGAUCUCACAGUAUGGCCGCCUUCGGAAGAGGAGCGGAAGCUCGUGCCUGUAUGGAAGUACAAUGUUCUGUCUAUUUUACCCAAACACGGGGCUAAGGCACUCUUCCAACGAUCGCUGGAGAUCCACAAAUGCAAUACAUUUUUAUCGGAAGAGGUAUUGGAAUCCAAUCCCUGUGGACUGGAUUGGGAGCAGCAAUGCAGACUUUGGGCAACCUGGGAAUCUUUAAACUCCAAAAGAAGUGAAAGUUUCUCCGUCACUCUCAAAGCUUUUGAUGAGAUGAAGCAACGAGCAACGCGUGAACGAGAUAGUAAGGGGCGGCUGCGUUGGGCAAGAGCAGCGAUACAGCUUGCCGCUAAAACAAAUUCCGUCGCCAUUUUCGGCGAUUCAGUUGAAUGGAGCAAAAGAUUCCUGCGCGAUCAUGCUGCCGGCGAUAUUCUCUCUUGCGGAGCCAAGGAACGAGCCAUGAAGCUUACAUCUGAAUCAGAACUUCAAGACGAAGUGCAGAUGGCCCAUCUAGUUCUGAAGGGACUACUUGAAACUUUACUUCUAUUACUUCGUGAGCCUUGGGCUCGGAAUAUGAGAUCUAUGACAAUGCUGAUUCCCUCUAUGUUCUCCACUGUGAUCCGCCAGAGAAUGGAUGCAGUGAGGUCAUAUGCCCUCGACGGGCUGGCCACUGAGUCUAUAUUGGGUAAAAUAUUGCUUGACUCCUUGUUGUCAGUAAUCAUUGACUACGAGACCAAGGGAAAUAGGGAAGACCAGGCGGCUUUUUCUUGGAGCGGUCCAAAAGGAUUAAUUCGAAAUAUUGCUUGCCCUGAUAACCCUAGUAAAGUCGAGCUUUCAUUCAUUGACCGACUCGCAAAGGCACGAGAUGAUCUUUGGAGAGGUUUACGCGCUCAAAUUAACCCAGAUAUAUUCUUAUUGGAGCCUGGCUGGCCUCGCGGUCUUCCAAUCCAAGAUUUGGUCCCAGAUGAAGCGUGGUUGUGCCACGCGCUCCAGCGUACCGAAGAGACAACAUUUUUAUCCUCGAGAAUUUCCGACCUCCUUUUCAGCCCACAAGAAAUUAUUCUCGCUCCAGUGCGAGAGGAUGCCAAGAUAAUCGGGAGUUUCGUGGACGACUUGGGCUUUGCAAUUCGUGCUAUCGCUUUACAUGAAGAACAAGCAGACAGGAUGAAGUGGAUUACACUUGUCUGGGAUCAUUACUCCUCAGUCUUGCGGGGACAUCCAUUGCAGCUCGAACUUCUUCAAGAGGGGCUGAUCGGUCAACUUAAAAAUGCUCUGUGGAAAGAAGAGGAUGGCUUGGACGAAUUGAUUAAUAUCAUACUGGCUCCUAUACCUCCAGCGCCACUCCCAUUGAUAUCAAAGGUUCCAACGGGAUCGGAGACUACAGAAUGGGACCCACAUGAAGAUUUCCAGGAUACCUUGGAAGCCAGUGUUCCUUCGCUACAAGAACAGAGGCCAAGAGAAAUACCUUGCAUCGUUCUCAAUUCUCGAAUGCGAAGCACAACCAAGUUAGUUGAUGGACUUUUACUUGUACGCACGAAGGUCAUCAAACCUGAGCAAAGGCCUGACGUUGUCGCCAUUUGGACGAAGGAAAACUCUUUCGACAACUGCGAGGCUAUCAUCUUGUCAGCUCUGCUGUUUCUGGACACUUUGGUUCCACAUUCACGGCUCUUGCAGACAGGUUUCCCAGACAGCGAAGGGUUCCGCUACGGACCAACAUAUCUAGCGGAUGAGUUUAUCAUACGAUUGACUAAAGCCGGCGUUGGAAAUUUCGAGGAACGUGCACUCCGUGCCUUGAAGAGAAAUUCCGGGUAUGUCCCAGCUCAGAUAUUGCGAGAUUUGAUUCGUUCAUUGCUGGAUACGAUGAAAGCAUCACCGAGUGCUUCUAAUUAUCCAACCCUCCUGAAUUGCACGCUACAAUUGAUGGAUGUACUUUUGAACAGCGAUGAACCACAUCUUGUAGUUGAAGUGGCACUCAAAAUGUGGCAGGACUUUCCCGAUGACUCUUCAAGCCAUCGCAAGCUGAGUCUUGUGAAAAUCGGCAGAUUUCUUACGCCCGGUCAAGCCAGCAAACUCAUAGAGACCCUCGUCUCUUAUGCAGAUGGUACGAUUCAAAGACAACCGGAACUUAAUGGCAGCUCGAAGAAACCUUUCAUCAAGGUCACCACAUUGAAGAUGUUCACACGUGGUCUAGCCGAGGCAGACUUCAUUGCGCCUUCUACUCGAGUGUAUCACCUCGAGAGAAUGUUCGACACCCGAAGCCACAUUGACGUUCGCGUGCAGGUAGUUGAAUCGCUUUUAAAAAUGGUUAACCUUGAUAACAGUGUUCAGCUGUUCAAGGCUUUGUCUACUGCUGCCAUGUUCGCUGCAGGGUCCAGCGAGAGGGAUAUUGUUACCGACCAAGACUGGCGCACAGCGGAGGCUGGGGGCCCACUACCUCCUGUUCUGGACUCCCAGCGUCCUAUCCUAGACAUUCUUGUCUCCCGGGCAAAGAAAGAGAUUCCAAGUCAACUACACUCGGAUUAUUGUCAAAAGGUCGUGUUGCCUUUGGUGACAGAGUCCAUUGGCCUGCAUUCCCGAUGGAUGACUCUGCUGCUCGCAAGACUCGGUCUUUCUCUCCCAAGUCUCGGGCUAGUUGACUUAGACGUCGGGCCUUUCUCUUUCGAUCUAGUGGAUGACGUUUUCUGCGAAUGGGAACACUACCUCCCAGGCAAAUACCUGGAGUGCCAUCGCAGCUGGGACCUAUCUUGUUUGAAGCAUGAUUCUUUUACUCAGAUUGCCGAAGCUUUUAAGUCAUCCGCGGACAUGAUAGCAAGCGAUACCAAUGUGCGUGAUCACCUGCAAGCGUUUAUUAAGUCCCAGACUGAUCGACGCCCUUUACACUAUGCCUUCGAGCACACGUCUACCCCCGAAAACGAGAACCCAAACGGCAUCACAAAUGAGCUUUUCAUUAAUGAUUUCGUCUCUCGCGUUCAACUGUUCGUCAGGUCUCCAAUGCUAUAUAACCCUUCAUUCGGAAGGUAUAGUAUCAACCCUGUGCACACAUUGAAUGUUUUACGUCUGCUUAGGAGACACCGUGGUUUCAACAAAGAUUAUGAGUAUGUCGAGAAACUCAUGAUGAGUAUCAUCAGAACUGCGGAAUCGGUCCGAAGGCAAGGGUGGUCACCAGGUUUGACCGCUCAUCCUGCGACUGUUCCAUCUUCAUUUGAGUAUGAAGUUCAGUUACUUCCGGGGUUAUAUUGGAAAAAUGAGCUUCGCAGCUUGGGGAUGCAAGAAUUUGUUUCGGGCAUCAAUGACUUGAUCUCCAAGUACGGUGCAGACCCUGUAUUGCUUAUGAAAUUCGAUGUUUUCGAACCGAUUUUGGAAGAGUUUCGCAAGGACGAUAAACUACCGUGUGCUUUGCUACUUGGUGAGGACUGUGAUGAUGAAGAUGAUCAGCAUAGGCCUACGAAGGUAUGGGUCAGGGUGAAAUUGGCAGCCAUGCUGUUGCAGGAUGCGAAGAAGUCGGGUGUGAAGCUGGAAGAAAGUGCACUGGAUAUGGUUGAGAGGUGGAAGGCUAGUGAAAUUGAGAUGGUUCGGGGGAUUGCAUGGGAGUUGGAUUGGAGCACGUAA